CACGCGAUUGGUCGAGCGCGGGAAGAAGCUUCCAGAAGCGUCGGUUCCGCGGAGGGUAUAUAUAGGAGCGAGGUCGCGCUCGUAUCACUCACGUUGCGAAUCGUUGCGAGAAGAGCAUCUUCGUAUCUUGCCGAACCACUCGUCGGAACAUCCAAAUUCAAGAAACAUGGCCAAAGCACCCGCAGUCGGUAUCGAUCUCGGCACGACGUACUCCUGUGUCGGAGUCUUCCAGCAAGGGAAGGUCGAGAUCAUCGCGAAUGACCAGGGAAACCGGACCACGCCCAGUUAUGUGGCCUUCACCGAAACCGAGCGGCUUAUCGGCGACGCCGCUAAGAACCAAGUCGCCAUGAACCCGAACAAUACCAUCUUCGAUGCAAAACGAUUGAUCGGUCGACGAUUCGAAGACCCCACGGUUCAGGCUGACAUGAAACAUUGGCCGUUCACCGUGAUCAACGACGGGGGAAAGCCAAAGAUUCAAGUUCAGUAUAAGGGUGAAACGAAGACGUUCUUCCCGGAGGAAGUGAGUUCGAUGGUCCUGGUAAAGAUGAAGGAAACGGCGGAAGCAUACCUAGGAAAGACCGUCACCAAUGCCGUGGUCACCGUACCCGCUUAUUUCAAUGACUCGCAGCGUCAGGCAACCAAGGACUCCGGCACCAUCUCGGGUCUUAACGUACUUCGGAUAAUCAACGAACCGACCGCCGCAGCCAUCGCCUAUGGACUCGACAAGAAGGCGAGCGGCGAACGAAACGUCCUCAUCUUCGAUCUUGGCGGUGGCACCUUUGACGUGUCCAUCCUAACCAUCGAGGAUGGUAUCUUCGAGGUUAAGUCGACCGCCGGUGACACUCAUUUGGGAGGCGAGGACUUUGACAACCGCAUGGUCAACCAUUUCGUGCAAGAGUUCAGGAGGAAGCACAAAAAAGACUUGACGUCGAACAAGCGUGCCCUGAGACGAGUGCGCACCGCGUGCGAACGAGCGAAGCGUACUCUAUCGUCCUCGACCCAGGCCAGCAUCGAGAUCGACUCCCUAUUCGAGGGCAUCGACUUCUACACUUCGAUCACUAGGGCUCGCUUCGAGGAACUCUGCGCCGAUCUCUUCCGAGGCACCCUCGAGCCGGUCGAGAAGUCGCUGCGCGACGCCAAGAUGGACAAGUCCAACGUCCACGACAUCGUCCUGGUAGGAGGGUCGACUCGUAUCCCGAAGAUCCAGAAGCUGCUGCAGGAUUUUUUCAACGGCAAGGAGCUGAACAAGUCCAUCAACCCCGAUGAGGCGGUGGCAUACGGCGCGGCGGUCCAGGCUGCCAUUCUCCACGGCGACAAAUCCGAAGAGGUGCAGGACCUCCUGCUACUCGACGUUACUCCACUGUCCCUUGGAAUCGAGACUGCCGGCGGUGUCAUGACCGCCCUGAUCAAGCGAAAUACCACCAUCCCGACCAAGCAGACUCAGACCUUCACGACCUACGCCGACAACCAGCCCGGAGUGUUGAUCCAGGUGUACGAGGGUGAGCGCUCCAUGACUCGAGACAAUAACCUGUUGGGUAAGUUCGAGCUCAGUGGCAUUCCUCCGGCCCCGCGUGGCGUGCCUCAGAUCGAGGUCACAUUCGACAUCGAUGCCAACGGCAUCUUGAACGUCUCCGCCGUGGACAAGUCGACGGGCAAGGAGAACAAGAUCACCAUCACCAACGACAAGGGCAGGCUGAGCAAGGACGACAUCGAGAGGAUGCUCAACGAGGCCGAGAAGUACAGAAGCGAGGACGAGAAGCAGAAGGAGACCAUCACCGUGAAGAACGGCCUCGAGUCGUACUGCUUCAACAUGAAGAGCACCGUCGAGGACGAGAAGCUCAAGGACAAGAUCAGCGCGAGUGACAAGCAGGUUGUGCUGGACAAGUGCAACGACAUCAUCAAGUGGCUCGACGCCAACCAGCUCGCCGAGAAGGAGGAGUACGAGCACAAGCAGAAGGAGCUCGAGGCCAUCUGCAACCCCAUCGUGACCAAGCUGUACCAGGGCUCGCUCGGGGGGAUGCCCGGUGGAAUGCCCGGAGGAAUGCCCGGAGGGAUGCCCGGAGGCUUCCCCGGGGCCGGUGGAGCUGCUCCCGGAGGAGCGGCAGGCGGAACCUCCGGACCGACCAUCGAGGAGGUGGAUUAAAGACGCCCGUCCUGCAUCCUUUUCCCAUUAACGACCGUCCCUCCGCCCGAACCCUGUCUCUCUUUCUAUCUCCUCCUUUAUUUUUCGCGACCGUUAGACACCGAAGAGGCGAAGCACGGCAGGAGCGUUCACAACGUGCGGUUUCAGCGGCAACUUAUUUAUAUCGUUUACGUGUCUUCUGUAUGCCUCUGUAAUUGAGAUUUCGCCAGGCUUGAAGUGUCCGUUACAAAGAAUAAUAGAAGAAAUUGCGAAACCGUC
This is a messenger RNA of Orussus abietinus, 2401 nucleotides long. It is a transcript of the gene Hsc70-4, whose product is annotated as heat shock 70 kDa protein cognate 4. Gene Ontology annotation, cellular component: cytosol; plasma membrane; nucleus. Bases 167 to 2143 code for a protein of 658 amino acids. The transcript is spliced from 3 exons. Lineage: Eukaryota; Metazoa; Arthropoda; Insecta; Hymenoptera; Orussidae. The record is from RefSeq and is a predicted model, not a curated record. Gene Ontology annotation, molecular function: ATP hydrolysis activity; ATP-dependent protein folding chaperone; misfolded protein binding. Gene Ontology annotation, biological process: protein refolding; cellular response to unfolded protein; vesicle-mediated transport.